AUGUUCGUAGAGGAACUCAACGAGAUGCCAGUAAGUGAAUCGUUUCUUUACGCUCCACUUGUUGCAGUACCGAGAAGCAAACCGCCUGAUAUAAGUUCGGCCCUAUUGAAUGAGCGUACCAUCUUUAUUGGAUAUCCAAUACAGGCUGAGCUGGUGAUAGCACAACUGCUUUAUCUGGACCACGCAUCACAGAAGCCUAUAACAAUAUACAUCAACAGUGACGACAGUCCGGUAAACGAAGACCCAUUAUCCAGCUGCGAUAUAUACGCGCUUAACAUCGUUGAUGUUAUGAGUUACGUGAAGAGCGACAUAAUAACAGUGAACUUGGGCAAGGCGUACGGAUCAGCUGCGUUGAUUUUGGCAUCAGGCACACCGGGCAAACGGUUGGCACUUCCAAAUUCAUUCACGGCGUUGCGCCAGUCUGCGGUUUCCUUAGAGCUCAUGCCAGCUGCAGACAUCUGCAUAUACUCGAAAGAAAUAUUGAAGGCGAGAAGGCAAAUGAUAUGUAUGCUGGCUAGGUGUUGCGGAAAAGGUGAGGAUGAUGUAUUGCAGACUAUACAGCGCGGAUGUUAUAUGGGUGCUCAACAAGCUGUUGAAUACGGCUUAGUCGACAAGAUUAUCGACGAAUACGCUGUAAAUUGA
Molecule: messenger RNA, 642 nt
Organism: Babesia bigemina
Lineage: Eukaryota; Apicomplexa; Aconoidasida; Piroplasmida; Babesiidae
Product: -ATP-dependent Clp protease proteolytic subunit-related protein 1, chloroplastic
Exons: 4
Coding region: 1-642 (213 amino acids)
Biological process (GO): protein quality control for misfolded or incompletely synthesized proteins
Cellular component (GO): endopeptidase Clp complex
Molecular function (GO): serine-type endopeptidase activity; ATPase binding; ATP-dependent peptidase activity
Source: RefSeq, a predicted model, not a curated record